Messenger RNA from Lepisosteus oculatus (spotted gar), 3193 nucleotides. RefSeq names its product debranching RNA lariats 1 (gene dbr1). Gene Ontology annotation, cellular component: nucleus. Gene Ontology annotation, molecular function: RNA lariat debranching enzyme activity. Gene Ontology annotation, biological process: mRNA splicing, via spliceosome. NCBI's taxonomy places the organism in Eukaryota, Metazoa, Chordata, Actinopteri, Semionotiformes, Lepisosteidae. The record is from RefSeq and is a predicted model, not a curated record.
AUACCAUUUUGUUUCUUUGACAUAAAUGGUUAUUGUGUUCUCAGGUCAUUUAGAAACCAAGAGUAUAAUACAUGUGCCCUUAAUCACAAUAAUGCCUCCUUAUUAGUAGUAUAGUAGCAGCGUUUUGAAUCAGGACCAGAUUGGCUCAGCUAUUGAUAUUAAUGUAAUCUGUCAGAGCGGUCACGACAUAGCAGACCUACCGGACGAUUACUCUACCCUUUCAAACUAAGGAACAGUCUACGGUACAGUCCCUCCGGGAGGCAGCAGUGUGGAAAGUGCAACCUUCGGAUACGGUGGAUAUAUUUACUCCACCAGCGGGCCGCUCUCAGGGCGCAUGUGCGAAUGUUUUGAGUGCGUAGCGGCUGGGAGCUUCGGGUCUGAGGUGCUAUUAUUUUGUGUGGCGGGGGAUUCCUGACCGGCUGGACGUAUCUGAAGUCCGGUUUGGCGGCUGCCUCAGCGCUGAUCCUACACCAGACGAGGUUUAGAGCAGGCCGGCGGCCUCCCCCUGUCGUCCCUCCCCUGCGCUCCCGCAGCGCCGAGGGCGGCCCUGUGUCCUCGCCGUGCCCGGGAAGACCGCUCGCUGGCCGCGGGGGUGCUUUCCGAUGCGGGGCUGACGGCGCCGGGGAGAGAGAGAGAGUGAGCUUGCCUGUGUCGGGGAGCGCGACGCGGCCCCGGCCCGCGCGAUGAAGAUCGCCGUGGAAGGCUGUUGCCAUGGAGAGCUGGAUAAGAUCUACGAGACCAUCGGCUACCUGGAGCGCCGUGAGGGGGUGACGGUGGACCUGCUGCUCUGCUGCGGGGACUUCCAGGCCGUGCGCAAUCAGGGGGACCUGAAGUGCAUGGCUGUGCCCCCCAAGUACAGGAACAUGGAGGGCUUCUACAGGUAUUACUCCGGAGAGAAGAAAGCCCCCAUCCUCACCAUCUUCAUCGGGGGGAACCACGAGGCCUCCAAUCACCUGCAGGAGCUGCCGUACGGGGGCUGGGUGGCCCCCAACAUCUAUUAUCUAGGCUACGCAGGAGUGGUCCAGUACAGAGGGCUUCGGAUCGGGGGGCUGUCGGGAAUCUUCAAGUCGCACGACUACCGGAAAGGUCACUACGAGUUCCCACCAUACAACCAGCAGACUCUGCGCAGCGCCUACCACGUCCGAAAUAUCGAAGUCUUCAAGCUCAAACAGAUCCGGGGGCCCAUCGACAUCUUCCUGUCCCACGACUGGCCGCGCGGCAUCUACCACUACGGCAGCACCGAGCAGCUGCUGCGCAAGAAGAAGUUCCUGCGGUCGGAGGUGAAGUCGAACUCGCUGGGGAGCCCCGCGGCGGCCGAGCUCCUGGCCCAGCUGCAGCCCAGCUACUGGUUCUCCGCGCACCUGCACGUCAAGUUCGCCGCUCUGAUGCAGCACCAGCCCCAGAACGACUCCCCUCCCAGGACCACCAGGUUCCUCUCGCUGGACAAGUGCCUGCCUCACCGCGACUUCCUGCAGAUCGUGGAGAUAGAGGACCGCCCGGGGGCGCCCGAGCAGCUGGAGUACGACCCCGAGUGGCUGGCCAUCCUGAAGGCCACGGACGAGCUCCUGAACUGCACCCCCUGCAACUGGAACACCCCCGAGAACAACGGGCUGCACUCCCGGUGGGACUACACGGCGUCGGAGGAGGCCAAGCAGGCGGUGGUGAGGGAGCUGGGCGGGGACCUCCACAUCCCGGAGAACUUCAGCGUGACCGUGCCCGUGUACGACCCCAGUCGCCCCCAGCCCCAGCUGCCUCCCUGCUACGCCCUCAACCCCCAGACCACGGAGUUCUGCGCCACGCUGGGGCUCACGGACAUCUACGCCCGCGCCGGGCAGGCCGGGCGAGCGACCGAGGAGCGGGAGGGCGAGUCGGAGGAGGAGGAGGACAACCAGAGCUCGGGCAGCGCGGAGGAGCCCAGCGAGUACCCCACUGACUCCUCGGGGCUGUCCAGCUCCUUCAACCCCGACGAGAUCACCAUCGAGGAGGAGUGGGAGGAGGAAGAGGAGGGCGCGGGGAAGGAGAAGAGUAAGGCCGCGGGUGGCGGCAGCCUGCCCGCGGACGGGGAGACCAGCCCGGCCCCCCCAGCGAUCGGCCGCCUGGUCCUGCCUUCCCCCCGCACCCCGGAGGUCCCCCUCUUCUCCCUCGACCUGCCCCCCGCCGCCUCCAGCCCCGCCCCAGCUCCCCCGCCCUCUACAGACGGCAGCCCCAGCGAGGGAGGGGGGGGGCCCCUGCCGCCCCUGCGCACCCCCAAACGCACCAGCGGGGAGACUGGGAACAGCGGCGAUACCGGCAACACCCCAAAAAUAAAGCGCAGGAACCAGACCAUCUACACCGCGCAGGAUGACGAGGGCAGCGAGGGUUAGAGGGCGCUGGGGUGGGGGGGGGCGGCUUGUCGCGGGUGCCUGAGCGGGGAAUUCGGGGUUCAGUAAGGGGGGGGGCGGGAGUGUAGCUGGAGGGCAACUCGUUUUGUUUCGACCGACACUCGUCGGCCCCUCUGCCACUGAGCCCCUCGUUUUUAAUCUGGGGUCUGGGUUGUUCUUGGGCUGCAGAAGUGGGCGUGAGGAAAGUGGGGUACCCGAGCCCCUCGGGUAUGCAGGACACCAGCCGGCUUUGGCUGCACAGAUGACCUGUCCUUGGUGAUGCAAACGCCUCGCCGGAUCCCCCCUUCAACUCGCUGCCGGUCUCGGGCAGAAACGGGGAGACCCGCAGGCAGGUGGCGCCUCUGUGCUGGGUGGAUCUUGAGCUGCAGGCCUCCGCCUGCUGUAGGACAGGACUGGCUUCUCACUUUCGACUUGGGUGUUGAGCGAAGCAGUCGGAAAUUUGGUUUUAGCGAAAUGGGAAAAUCUUUUCCACAUUGGAGAAACUGUUUUUGGGGUGGGGAGCAGAAAGCCCUUUAGUUUUAGACCCAGUAAACCAUGGGAAGUUGAUUUAAGUGAGUCUGUGAGAUGCAAUAAACCUAUUUUUAUUUUACCUCCAUCCCCUAAGCCAAGGGCAUCGGAUUGUCCAGGUUUGAAGUGUGAUGUCGCCCUGUAUGCAGUUUUUCUCUUUUUUAAUUUGGGUUUUAUUUUCAUAGCGUGUAUCUGUAAGAUGUCAGGUGAUCUGACCUCCUUGCCAUUUGCGACUGUUUUCUUUCCUUUUUUUAAAAAAGAUGUGUUCAGGCUUGGAGACUUUUACACAAAUUAAAAUGAUUGGA